Molecule: messenger RNA, 1076 nt
Organism: Physella acuta
Lineage: Eukaryota; Metazoa; Mollusca; Gastropoda; Physidae
Product: protein mono-ADP-ribosyltransferase PARP10-like
Cellular component (GO): nucleus
Molecular function (GO): NAD+ poly-ADP-ribosyltransferase activity
Source: RefSeq, a predicted model, not a curated record
GUUAAAAAAGAAAAUCGCUUCAUUUGCCUUUCUUUGAAAACAGCUAUCGGUAACCACUUUAAGAUAUUCUCCUUUCGUGAUCUUCAUUACUUAGCCUAAUUCAAAGCUUCUAGGAUAUGAUCCUGACCGAUAUGAAAUCAGGUAUACUUAACGUUCUGUAUAUAACUCCAUUGAUGAAAUCCGACAAGAUCUCUGUGAUGAUUGCACGAUCAGUUUUGGCCAUUUUGUUGGUCGCAUCGACCGGAAGUUGCGACACAGAUUGCCGGAAGCUCAAUCACUUCUCGGAGGUCACAGCAUCGGAUCAGCUUCAGUUGGUAGACGUGGACCAGACGACGUACAAAGCAAUCGAAAACUUGUUCCUGCAGAACUGGAACUUUUCAAACGUUGGGAGAGGAAAAGACGCUAAAGGUAUAAGCUUUAAUCACGUGGAAGUUAUCGAUAUUAAGAAGAACGUUCAUCUGAGUAUGGAAUCGUACAACAAAAAGCUCAGGGAAAUCAAGAAUAUUAAAAAUAUUUCACCAGUUACUAGCGAGGUGGCGACUUCAAUAAACUUAAGUCCAGUUUUGUCCAGUCAGUUGAGUGCAGAGGCCAACGAAUAUUUCUUGUUUCACGGCACAAAAUGUUCGAGUGUAAACUGUAUUUUAACACAAGGUUUUAACGUGUCCUACUGCAAGUAUACCAUGCUGGGACAGGGGCUGUACUUCGCUGAGAAGGCCAUGAAAUCCGACCAGUACUCAGACCCGAGAGACAACAGAACAUCGCUGGGAACCAACCUGACAAUGAUACUCGCGAGAGUGAUCCUAGGCCCGUAUUUCGCCUGUAACAAACCGAAUUGUCUACAACCCUUCCCACCAUGCGAAAGUUUACCCUACAACGCCACAUCUCUUGUGUAUGAAGCAUCCUGGUCAUUAUUUCGAGAAUUCGUGGUCUACGAUGAUUCCCAGGCUUUCCCGGCAUACGUCAUAACAUACGUACGUGGAAAUCAGCCUGUUACCAAGUGGAGCCUAAUGACGUGGACACAGUAUGCCUUGUCUUCGUGUGCUGGGACUCUGUUGUAUAAAUUUUUAAAUAAAUAA